AUGUCAGAGAACAAUGAAAUCAUUCCUCGCUCUGUCCUCAUUCCAAUCCAAGGAGUUCUUCUUGCGGACCACAUUGCCAAAAAUUAUGAUGCCGUCGCUGCUUUCUGUCCUGAUCCGUCGGACCUCCUCAUUGCAACUUACCCCAAAGCAGGGACCACAUGGACCCUGGAGAUAGUGGAUCUGCUUCUACACAACGGCGAUCUUGAGAUCUGCGGAAGAGCCCCAAUACCGGUCCGAACGCCUUUCCUUGAGAAUUUCGCUCGAGUCGGCAUCCCGUCAGGUCUUGACUUGCUGGCGACAAUGGACCCUCCAAGAGUCAUUAAGACACAUUUGCAGUUUCAUCUCAUUCCAAAGGGCUUUUGGGAAAACAAGUGCAAAGUUAUCUAUGUGGCUCGUAAUGCUAAGGACAACCUGGUGAGCUACUUCCACUUUAAUCACAUGAAUCUCACUCACCCUGAGCCUGGACCCUGGGAAGGCUACAUCCAAAAGUUCAUGUGUGGACAGGUGCCGUGGGGAUCCUGGUAUGAUCAUGUCAAAGGCUACUGGAAGGAGCGAGAAAACAAGAACAUCCUUUUCCUCUUCUAUGAAGACAUGAACGAGAAUCCUCGACGUGAAAUAGAGCGCAUCAUGAGGUACCUGGACUUGUCGCUUUCUGAUGAUGUCAUCAGUCGUAUUGUGGAGCUGACGUCCUUCAAGAACAUGAGGGCGAACCCGACGGUCAACUACAGUUUCAUUCCAGAGUCAGUUUUUGACCAUUCCCGCUCUACCUUUAUGAGAAAAGGAAUAGUUGGUGAUUGGAAAAAUCACUUUACACCUGAGCAGGCAGGAGCGUUUGAUGAGGACUAUGAGAAGAAAAUGAAGGAAGUGAACAUACCAUUCCGAACACAGCUCUAA
Molecule: messenger RNA, 894 nt
Organism: Nerophis lumbriciformis (worm pipefish)
Lineage: Eukaryota; Metazoa; Chordata; Actinopteri; Syngnathiformes; Syngnathidae
Product: sulfotransferase 1B1-like
Molecular function (GO): sulfotransferase activity
Source: RefSeq, a predicted model, not a curated record